AUGAGAACAAUUAAAGCAGCAACACAAGCAGGCACCUAUCGGACGGGCUAUCAGACGGACCGGCAAGACAAGCAAGUGUCUAUCAGACGGGUCGACAAAGUCGGCGGCUAUCAGACGGGUCGGCAAGACAAGCAGGCGGCUAUCAGACGGACCGGCAAGACUAGCAAACUUCUAUCAGACGGGUCGGUAAGACAAGCAGUCGGCUAUCAGACGGGGCGGCAAAAGAAGCAAGAGUGUAUCAGACGGGUCGACAAGCAGGCGGCUAUCAGACGGGUCGGUAAGACAAGCAGGCGGCUAUCAGACGGGUCGGUAAGACAAAGUCGGCGGCUAUCAGACGGACCGGCAAGAGAAGCAGGCGGCUAUCAAACGGGUCGGCAAGAUAAGCAGGCGGCUAUCAGACGAGUCGGUAAGACAAGCAGGCGGCUAUCAGACGGACUAUCAAGCAAGCGUCUAUCAGACGGUCCGGUAAGACAAGAGCCGGCUUUCAGAAGGGCCGGCAUAACAGGCAAGCGUCCAUCAGACGGGUCGGUAAGACAAGCAUUUCCUAUCAGACGGGCUGUCAAGACAAGCAGGCAGCUAUCAGACGGGUCGGAAAGACAAGCAGGCGACUAUCAGGCGGACCGGCAAGACAAGCAAGAGUGUAUCAGACGGCUCGUUAAUAUAAUCAAGCGGCUAUCAGACGGGCCGGCAAGACAAGCAGGCGGCUAUCAGAGGGGUCGGCAAGACGAGCAGCCGGCUACCAGACGAGUCAGUAAGACAAGCAGCCGGCUUUCAGUAGGGCCGGCAAGACAGUCAAGGGUCCAUCAGACGGGUCGCGUAUGUACUGUUGGCCCUGGCGACGCCAUUAACCAAACUAUCUAUCUAUCUAUCUAUCUAUCUAUCUAUCUAUCUAUCUAUCUAUCUAUCUAUCGCCGGCUGUUCAUUAUCUAUCUAUCUAUCUAUCUAUCUAUCUAUCGCAGUCUGUUCAUUAUCUAUCUAUCUAUCUAUCUAUCUAUCUAUCUAUCUAUCUAUCUAUCGCCGGUGUUCAUUUUCAUCUAUCUAUCUAUCUAUCUAUCUAUCUAUCUAUCUAUCUAUCUAUCUAUCGCCGGCUGUUCAUUAUCUAUCUAUCUAUCUAUCUAUCUAUCUAUCUAUCUAUCUAUCUAUCUAUCGCAGUCUGUUCAUUAUCUAUCUAUCUAUCUAUCUAUCUAUCUAUCUAUCUAUCUAUCUAUCUAUCUAUCGCCGGCUGUUCAUUAUCUAUCUAUCUAUCUAUCGCAGACUGUUCAUUAUCUAUCUAUCUAUCUAUCUAUCUAUCUAUCUAUCUAUCGCAGUCUGUUCAUUAUCUAUCUAUCUAUAUAUCUACGCCGUUUUUCAAAAUAUAUCCAUUUACUGUAG
Molecule: messenger RNA, 1371 nt
Organism: Acanthosepion pharaonis
Lineage: Eukaryota; Metazoa; Mollusca; Cephalopoda; Sepiida; Sepiidae
Source: the annotation of a GenBank genome assembly